AUGUCCUCAGUCUUCCGGAGCGAGGAGAUGAGCCUGAUGCAGCUCUUCCUGCAGGUGGAGGCUGCCUACUGCUGCGUGGCCGAGCUUGGGGAGCUGGGUCUGGUCCAGUUCCGAGACCUGAAUGCAAAUGUGAACAGCUUCCAGAGAAAGUUUGUGAAUGAAGUGAGAAGGUGCGAAUCCUUGGAGAGGAUCCUGCGUUUUCUGGAGAAUGAGAUGGAAGACAAUGUUGAGAUAGUCAAACUAGAGAAGUACCCAGAGACUCCCCUGCCUCGGGAAAUGAUUGAUAUGGAGACAGUGCUGGAGAAACUUGAAGCCGAGCUGCUGGAAGCCAACCAGAACCAGCAAACGCUGAAGCAGAACUUCCUUGAGCUUACGGAGCUCAAACAUCUGUUGAAGAAAACCCAGGACUUCUUCGAGGCAGAAACCAAUCUGCCAGAUGAUUUCUUCAGUGAAGACACAUCUGGACUGCUGGAGCUGAGAAGCACUCCUGCUGCUGCAGCUGCCAAGUUGGGAUUCACAGCAGGGGUAAUAAAGAGGGAAAGGAUGAUACCCUUUGAGCGUUUACUGUGGCGAGCCUGCCGGGGAAACAUUUACCUGAGGUACACCGAAAUGGACACCCCCCUGGAGGACCCUGUGACGAGAGAAGAGGUGAAGAAGAAUGUGUUCAUUAUCUUCUAUCAAGGAGAGCAGCUUAAACAAAAAAUCAAGAAGAUUUGUGAUGG
Molecule: messenger RNA, 722 nt
Organism: Pterocles gutturalis (yellow-throated sandgrouse)
Lineage: Eukaryota; Metazoa; Chordata; Aves; Pterocliformes; Pteroclidae
Product: V-type proton ATPase 116 kDa subunit a isoform 4-like
Exons: 7
Biological process (GO): vacuolar acidification; proton transmembrane transport
Cellular component (GO): proton-transporting V-type ATPase, V0 domain; vacuolar proton-transporting V-type ATPase complex; plasma membrane
Molecular function (GO): proton-transporting ATPase activity, rotational mechanism; ATPase binding
Source: RefSeq, a predicted model, not a curated record